Eucalyptus grandis is the source of this 1128-nucleotide messenger RNA. Its product is annotated as probable DNA double-strand break repair Rad50 ATPase. NCBI's taxonomy places the organism in Eukaryota, Viridiplantae, Streptophyta, Magnoliopsida, Myrtales, Myrtaceae. The transcript is spliced from 4 exons. The record is from RefSeq and is a predicted model, not a curated record. Bases 333 to 863 code for a protein of 176 amino acids.
UUCCCCUUCUAUCCCAGCGAGCGACCGACCGAGCGAGCGAGAGAGAGAGAGAGAGAGAGAGAUAAGGUGGGUUCGCUUCGCUCCCCGUUCACACUUCCUAUAAAACUUCCGUGGCCAGCCAGCCUGGUCCUUCUCUCACACCCACUUCACGACCGGCGAGAGACAGAGACUCCUCGCACACCCACACGCUACGCAUUUCGAGAGAGAGAGAGAGAGAGAGAGAGAGGGGAGAAAGAGAGGACAGAAGAAGAGGGUAUUAGCUAGAGAGAGAGAGAGAGAAGAUAGAGGAAGGAGCAGCAGGGGUUCCGCCGGGCAAGAGGCUCGCCGAGAUAAUGUCGAUGGAGGCACCGGAGCAGCAGCCGCAGCCCGCCCGGCAGCAGCUGGCGCAGCAUCUGUCGGGGAGCCUGAGCUUCGCCAGCAACCUGUCCAUGUCCGGCGAGGACGAGGAGAUGUCGAGAUCGGCCCUGUCCACCUUCAGGGCCAAGGAGGAGGAGAUCGAGAGGAAGAAGCUGGAGGUCAGGGAGAAGGUCAUGUCGCAUCUGGGUCGCGUCGAGGAGGAGACCAAGAGGCUCGCCACGAUUCGAGAGGAACUAGAGGCAUUGUCAGAUCCAAUGAGGAAGGAAGUUGCGCUUGUCCGAAAGAAGAUCGAUGCAGUAAAUAAGGAAUUAAAACCGCUGGGACACACCUGCCAGAAGAAGGAGAGAGAGUACAAGGAAGCCCUUGAGGCCUACAAUGAAAAGAACAAGGAGAAAGUACUGCUCGUUAACAAGUUAAUGGAGUUUGCUCAGCUGGUGGGUGAAAGUGAGAAGUCGAGGAUGAAGAAGCUGGAGGAGCUGGCUAAGAGCAUAGAAACCCUACAAUGAGGGCAUAGCCUUGACGUUGAUGACUGAUUUGAUUAGGUCUCCUUGUGAUGAUAUGUAUGUAAAAUGGUGUUUAAUUUUCAAAUCAUUAGGUGGGUGCUUUUGGGUUUGUUUGUAUGAUUGAUUUUUCUGAUGUCUUUGUUUGCUUUUUCUCUACAUUAGCAUUUGAUGUGCCUACAAUUAACUAAUUUAGGAAGGGAAUAAACCCCCCAAAAAAGAAGACAGAUGCGUAGAACUGAACCGUCCAUCAACACUGCGGUGUCUUUUA